This is a messenger RNA of Suillus discolor, 426 nucleotides long. RefSeq lists its product as uncharacterized. The annotation marks the transcript as partial. The record is from RefSeq and is a predicted model, not a curated record. NCBI's taxonomy places the organism in Eukaryota, Fungi, Basidiomycota, Agaricomycetes, Boletales, Suillaceae. The transcript has a single exon.
AUGGAGCCUAACUUUGAACCACGCAUUCAACGCCCACCCUGUCCACCCAAUGUGAAAUCUCCGUUAGAUGUGUUGCGAGAGUGGGAUGCUGUUUACGUUACUGAGAUCAAACGGUGUGGUGAGGUGCUCCAGUGGCACAGAUGUCGCCCUGUCUGUCAUAAAUAUGGUAAUGACGAUCGCUGUCAGUUCUUGUUUCCACACAAGAUUCUGGAAGCUUCUUCGUUUGAUCCUGAGACCAAUUCCAUUGUACUUAUGUGCCGUGAUGCAAAUGUUAACUACUUCAAUCCAUAUAUUUUGGUUUUUUGUAGACACAAUCAUAACAUCAAGUAUAUCUUAUCUGGCAGAGGUGCGAAAGCUGCUAUGUUCCAUAUCUCGGACUACAUUACGAAGAUAGACGUGAAAACAUAUGAGGUUUUGUCUCUACUC